Molecule: messenger RNA, 3111 nt
Organism: Naegleria gruberi
Lineage: Eukaryota; Heterolobosea; Eutetramitea; Acrasida; Naegleriidae
Product: transketolase
Exons: 1
Coding region: 1-3078 (1025 amino acids)
Biological process (GO): pentose-phosphate shunt
Cellular component (GO): cytosol
Molecular function (GO): transketolase activity
Source: RefSeq, a predicted model, not a curated record
AUGUCCACUCAACCAAAGACACUCACUGUUGGUCUCUUCCCAUAUCUUCCUUCUUGGAAUGAAAAUGGCAACGAAGUUAAAUUGAUCAAUUUGAUCAAGGAUGUUUUGCCAACUCAGGUUUCCGGAUAUAAUAUCGAAUAUACCGAAUUUGAUUGUUACAGUGAUGCUAGUCUUCAAAGUCUUCCAGAUGUUUUCUCAACUGAUAGCAUUUUCCUUCCAUAUCUUGUUUCUUUGGGUGGUGUCAAGAGUUUGGAUGAAUCAUUGGUUCGUGGUGUUACUGGUGAUUUGCAUAGUUUUGUUUCCUCAAGUGCCUCUGUCAAUGGUUCCGUUUAUGGUUUCCCACAAUACUUGUGCUCAAACUUUUUAUUGUCCUCACCAAAUGCUACUCAACAAGCAUCUUCCCUUUUAGAAUUGGCUCAAAAGGUUGGUUAUGAACAAAUUGUUUAUCCAGAUGUUGCCUCUUCUAGUUCUUUCACAGUUUUCGGAUUGUAUCAACAAUUACUCCAAUCAUCAUCAUCAGCUGCAGUUGAUAUCAAGGCCUCUGAUCUUCCACAAUCUGGUGACCAAGUCAACAAGGAUAUCACUCAAAAAUAUAGAACCAUUUUGGAUUCAACAGUUGUUGCCUCUCAAAGAGAAUAUAUUAACUCUGUAAAGCAAGGUAAACCAAUUUCAAACUACUAUGUCGGAUAUAGUGAAAGUAUGUGUGAAAUUAAGGAUAUCAUCAGAGAUCAACAAUACAAUGUUCAACUCAUUGGUACCUCUGAUAAGCCAUACGUUUAUACUGAUGUUUUGGCUUUGAAUUCCAAUUUGUGUGAUGAAAAGCAAAAGGUUGCUGUUGAAGUUAUCAAGAAUUUAUUGACUAAUACUUUAGUUUUGGACUUGUUGGGUCUCGGAUUAACUCUCCCAGCCAACAAGAAUGGUAUUGCUCAUUUGGCUAAAUCAUCAAACUUUUAUGCUCAAUUGAGCCAACAAUUCGAUGCCAAGGAAAGUGAAGUUAGAGUUUUGAGAUGUGUUGACUUUGCUAACAAGGAAGUUAAGAAUUGUGCUGGUGUCUUGAGACCAUUCCUUCAACAUAUUGCUGUUGCUACUUUGCGUUGUUUGACUGCUGACACUGUCGAAAAGGCUAAGAGUGGUCACCCUGGUAUGCCAAUUGGUAUGUCACCAAUUGCCUAUGUUUUGUGGAAGUUCUUCUUCAAAUCAUCUAAGGAUGAUGUCAAUUGGUUGAACAGAGAUAGAUUUGUUUUGAGUAAUGGUCACGGUUGUACAUUGCUUUAUGCCAUGUUGCACCUCACUGAUUGUAACUUGAGUUUGGAUGAUCUCAAGAAUUUCAGAAGUUUGCAUUCCAAGACUCCUGGUCACCCAGAAUAUGGUCACACUGAAGGUGUUGAUGCUACUACUGGUCCAUUGGGUCAAGGUGUUUGUAAUGCUAUUGGUAUGGCUCUCUCUGAAGCUCACUUGGCUGCUCGUUUCAAUAAGGAUGGACAAAAUAUCUUUGAUCACCACACCUAUGUUUUCCUUGGUGAUGGUUGUUUGAUGGAAGGUGUUGCUAUGGAAGGUCUCUCAUUUGCUGGUCACCAAAAGUUGAACAAGUUGAUUGUUUUCUAUGAUGACAAUAGUAUUACUAUUGAUGGUAAGACUGAAUUGACCUUUACUCAAAAUACUCCAGAAGUCAUGAGAGGUUUUGGAUGGCACGUAAUUGUUGUCGACAAGGCUGAUAAUGACUUGGUUGGUAUUAAGGAAGCUAUUUUGGAAGCUCACACUGUUACUGACAAGCCAAUCAUGAUCGUUUGUAAGACUACAAUUGGUUAUUCCUCAAAGGUUCAAGGUACUGCUAAGGUUCACGGUUCUCCAUUGGGUGCUGAUGGAUUGAAGAAUUUGAAGGAAACUUGUGGUUUCACUGGUAAUGAUUUCUUCCAUGUUCCAGAAAUUGUCAGAAAGGACUUUGCUACUGUCAUUAAUAGAAAUAGUGAAAAGCUCUCUCAAUGGAAGCAAGUUAAAUCUGCCUAUGAUACCACUCAUGCUACUGAAUCCCAACUCCUCCAAAGAAUGAUUAAUCACGAAUUGGAAGGUGAUGUUAUGGAAAAGUUGCCAAAAUACCUCGAACAAAAGAAGAUUGCUACCAGAUCUACAUCUCAACAAGUUUUGAAUGCCAUCUAUCCACUCAUUCCUUCUCUCGUUGGUGGUUCAGCUGACUUGACUCCAUCCAACUUGACUGAUGUAACUGGAUGUCAAGAUUUCCAACCAAACAAUAGAGUUGGUAGAUAUAUCAGAUUUGGUGUCCGUGAACAUGCCAUGGUUGCUAUUGCCAAUGGUAUUCUCUAUCAUGGUGUUCUUAGAACCUAUGUUGGUACAUUCUUGAACUUUGCUUCAUAUGCUUUGGGUGCUAUCAGAUUGAGUGCCUUGUCUGGUCUUCCAAAUAUUUAUGUUUUCACUCAUGACAGUAUUGGUCUUGGUCAAGAUGGUCCAACUCACCAACCUGUUGAAGUUUUACCAAUGUUGAGAGCCAUUCCAAAUCACAUUGUUUUCAGACCUGCUGAUGGUAGAGAAACCAGUGGUGCUUAUUUGUGGGCUGUUCAAUCAAAGAAGACUCCAUCCUCAAUGAUUCUUUCUCGUCAAGAUUUGCCACAAUUGACUGGUACUGAUAUUUCAAAGGUUGCUUUGGGUGCCUAUGUUAUUCAAGGUGAUGCUACUCCUGAUGUUGUCCUUGUUGGUACUGGUUCUGAAGUUUCCCUCAUGGUUGAAGCUGCUGAAAAGUUGAAGGCUAACCUUAAGGUUAACGUUGUUUCCAUGCCAAGUUGGGAAUUGUUUGUUCGUCAAUCAGAAGAAUACAGGAAGACUGUCUUCCCAGAUGGUAUUCCAGUUGUCAGUGCCGAAGCUUCAUCAACCUUUGGUUGGACAAGCUUUGCUCACUAUGCUGUUGGUAUGACUACUUUCGGUGCUAGUGCUGCUGCUGAAGAAGUUUACAAACUCCUCAAGAUUACCUCAGACAAUGUUGCUGAAAAGGCCACCAAAUUGGUUACCAAGUAUGGUAAGCAAGCUCCAAGACUCAGCUUGUCUCUUGUUGGUGAAGAACUCUAAAUCUUUUACAAUACAUUUUAAUUUAUAUUCAAA